Messenger RNA from Puntigrus tetrazona (Sumatra barb), 2105 nucleotides. RefSeq names its product guanine nucleotide binding protein (G protein), alpha 14a (gene gna14a). The transcript has 7 exons. The record is from RefSeq and is a predicted model, not a curated record. Gene Ontology annotation, molecular function: GTPase activity; G protein-coupled receptor binding; GTPase activator activity. NCBI's taxonomy places the organism in Eukaryota, Metazoa, Chordata, Actinopteri, Cypriniformes, Cyprinidae. Bases 294 to 1358 code for a protein of 354 amino acids. Gene Ontology annotation, cellular component: heterotrimeric G-protein complex. Gene Ontology annotation, biological process: phospholipase C-activating dopamine receptor signaling pathway; action potential; adenylate cyclase-modulating G protein-coupled receptor signaling pathway.
GCUGAUGUCGAGGAUGUCCUGCUCAGUCCCUCUCUGUCAUUCCUCCAGCAGCUCGGCUCUGACAGACUCAAGUUCUGCUAAACAGCUGGGGAUUAUGUUCAGUGGACUUUUAAAGGAGGAGCCCGUUCAUGACCUCUCAGACUGUGGCGUGGAGCAGAGGACAACAAAAUACAUCUAAUCCAAGCCGUGGCCCGCCGAAGAUCGCGCUCUUUUAAACGGCACGGAGAGAGAGAGAGAGAGAGAGAGAGAGAGAGAGAGAGAGAGAGAGAGAGAGAGAGAGAGAGAGAGAGAUCAUGGCUGGAUGUUGCAUGUCUGCGGAGGAGAAGGAACGGCAGAGGAUAAAUCAGGAGAUAGACAAACAGCUGAGGAAAGACAAGAAAGACUCUCGCAGAGAGCUCAAACUGCUGCUGCUGGGCACCGGUGAGAGUGGCAAGAGCACGUUCAUUAAACAGAUGAGGAUCAUCCACGGCUCGGGUUAUACCGAUGAAGAUAAGAAGGGCUUCAUUAAGCUCGUCCACCAGAACACCAUCAGCGCCAUGCAGUCCAUGGUCAGAGCGAUGGACAUGCUCAAGAUCGCCUACGCUAACUCAGACAACCAGGCUAACUCUACACUGGUGAAUGAUAUCGAGGUGGAUAAGAUUAUGAGUUUGGACGAGGCCCAAGUCAACGCCAUCCGGAGCUUAUGGAACGACUCUGGGAUUCAGGAAUGCUACGACCGCCGCCGCGAGUACCAGCUAACGGACUCGGCCAAAUACUACCUGAGUGAUCUGGAUCGGAUUUCAGACGCAGCGUACGUCCCAACAGAGCAGGACAUCCUGAGAGUCAGGGUUCCCACCACGGGUAUCAUCGAGUACCCCUUCGACCUGGAGAACGUCAUCUUCAGGAUGGUGGACGUCGGGGGUCAGCGCUCCGAGCGCAGGAAGUGGAUCCACUGCUUUGAGAACGUCACCUCCAUCAUCUUCCUGGUGGCUCUGAGCGAGUACGACCAGGUCCUGGCUGAAUGUGACAACGAGAACCGCAUGGAGGAGAGCAAGGCCCUGUUUAAAACCAUCAUCACAUAUCCCUGGUUCCAGCAGUCGUCUGUGAUCCUCUUUCUGAACAAGACAGACAUCCUGAAGGAGAAGAUCGUGUACUCUCACGUGGCCACAUACUUCCCAGAAUUCACAGGCCCCAAAAACGACCCAAAGUCAGCCCAGGAGUUUAUUCUUAAGAUGUACCAGGAGGAGAACGAAGACAAAGACAAAACCAUCUACUCUCACUUCACCUGUGCCACCGACACGGAGAACAUCCGCUUGAUCUUCGCCGCUGUGAAAGACACCAUCCUCAGACACAACCUCAAAGAGUUCAACCUGGUUUAAAAUCAGCAGCCGGUCCCCGUCGAGUAGAUUUAGCGCUCGCGUUAGCUUAACGUUGUUGAAUAAGGACUUGUAUAAGGAAGAACGUAGGAGCAUUGCCCGAUGGAUUAGAUGUGGACGAGCCUCGAUCUUCCAUUACAAGGACGAGCCUCCUUUCCUGUCGUGUUUAGGUCUUCUAAUAGAUGAAUAGGUUUCAUCGACAACAGAUGUUGCCGUUUUGUUCUUUAUGUGAGUAGAGUUUACAAAGCAUGCUACUUAGGCACAUGUUAAAAAAAAAAAAAUUCUUAGAUCAAAGUCUCGAAGACUCCUUGAAGCGUUUAAAUGCAAAAAGAUGGAGAAGUUUACAAGCUAAUGUAAAAAAAAAAAAUAAUGCUCUGAAGUUGCCUUAUGUAGUUUUAACAAGUCUAAAUCAAGAUUAUACAUUUGUAGAAAAUUAAGAUACAAAUUUAAUUGAUAUUUUUUAUUUUAUUAUGUAAAAAAUAAUAAGAGUGGCGUUUUAGUGUCAAAUUGCACAUUGUAAAUGAUAUUUAUCAAUUUUAAACAUGCAUAUUCCUUACUGAAAUCUUUAUUUCUCACAGGAGAUUCAGUCACUGGGCAAAUUCAGAAAGUUUUCACAUUGUACGCGGCACAUUUUCAUUAUUUUACCUCAGUUCGUAGCGAGCUCAAGCUGUAGUGAAUACCUGAAGUGCCUUUAAACUGUAACGUCUGUAUCAGCUUUGAUAAUAUUUAUUAAAUGAGGAUAUACAGCUA